GGAUAAAUUCCACUGUUUAGUGUUUACUGAUCAAUUUAACCCAUUUAGCUCAGAGCCGAAAAGGAAAAAGAAAGAGAGAGUCUCAGAAACAAAUCUCUCGUCUCAGUCUUAGGGUUUUGCGUUUGCUUCAUCGAUACACUCAGAGGAUAUGAGCGACGUAUUCAGUCACCGGGAUUCAAGACUCAUGGAUGAGGUCUUGAAUCAAAAACCACACGAUAUUUGCUGGGCCAUCGCCCUCACAAGACAAGCGACGUCAAUCCUACGAUCAUUAGGCGUCAUUCAAGAUGAUCAGAGGCUCUCAAUACAAUACCUCAUCAACUCAGCUCGAUCUUCAGGGCCAGCUCCACCCGGUUGGAAGGGAGGUAUUGGAAGCUUGGAACAAGCAGCAGUCUUUUUCAAGCAGGGAGGAGCAGUUUUGAACACUGUCUGCCCGUUCUACAGUCAGUUCUACAAACCCGUCAUUUACUGGACAGAGGAGAUUUGUUUUUGAGACUAAAAUUCACCGUAGAGGAGAUUACCCAAGUUUAAAAGUGUUUGAACAAAAAUUGGAUAGUUGUCUUAGACAAAACCCAAUUGCAACAGCAGUACACGAGUUUCCCUCUCUCUCUGCUCCUAUUGGAGAUCAAGUUUUUGUACCAAACAAACACGAAGAAAGUAACAGGGAUAAGGGCCGUAUCAAGAAACAGCACGUGAUGCUUCUUUGUGGGUCAACAUCUGAUCACUGGUUAUUUCAGGAUUCCCUGGGUAAACGUAGAGGAGAAGCUGGUUACGUAAAAAUCAAGAAAAAAAGGGAAACUAUCACCGAAUUUGCCGAGAUGAGGUUCUUGUACGAGGAAGAACAACCGGAUGGGCAGGGAAAGAGAAAGAGGCAGCAUUCCGGACGUGGUGGUGGGCGCGGUGGUGGGCGCGGUGGUGGGCGGCGCGCAAAGCACUGCACCUUGAUUCCCCUUCAGAGGUACACAAAGGCGCUGAACACUUUCCAGAGAUCUGCCCUGGUUGAGAAAUCUAGACAGAAGCCCCAAGAGAGGAUGAACGUUCUGUCGAAAGCUCUGAAAGUGAGCAACUACGACACUGAACCUCUCCUGCGUUCAUGUGGCAUUUCUAUCAGCUCCAACUUCACUCAGGUGGAGGGUCGUGUUCUUUUAGCUCCUAAGCUGAAAAUGGGACGUGGUGAUGAACUGUUUCCGCGCAAUGGUCGCUGGAAUUUCAACAACAAGCAAUUUGUUGAGCCAACCGAGAUUGACAAAUGGGCAGUUGCAAAUGUGCGUCAACUGGUUGAUGAUCUAAUCCGAAUUGGAGGAUCCAAAGGAAUUGAAAUUGCUGCCCCAUUUGAUGUGUUUGAGGAGGGUCAUCAGUUUCCCUUUUAUCCUCCUCUGAUUCGUGUAGAGAAGAUGUUUGAAGAGAUCCAGUCUAAGCUCCCUGGUGCUCCUCAGUUCCUUCUCUGUCUCAUCCCCGAAAGGAAGAACUGCAACAUUUACUAUUCCAUGUUGAGUGUGGAGCGUACUCCAGCCUUUACAACAGUGAUUUCAAAGGUUCAAACCAUCAUCCUUGGGAUGGAUGUUUCACAUGGAUCUCCUGGACAGUCUGAUGUCCCCUCCAUUGCUGCGGUGGUGAGCUCAAGGCAGUGGCCUCUAGUCUCGAAAUACAGAGCAUCUGUUCGCACACAGCCUUCAAAAGCUGAGAUGAUUGAGUCACUUGUCAAGAAAAAUGGAACUGAAGAUGAUGGGAUUAUCAAGUUCCAUUUUCUUGAUGAGAUUCAUUUCUCACCUGAUGAGCUUCAAGAGCUCGUACACUCGCUCUCUUACGUGUAUCAAAGAAGCAUAACCGCCAUCUCUGUUGUUGCACCGAUCUGCUAUGCACACUUGGCAGCUGCUCAGCUAGGAACGUUCAUGAAGUUUGAAGAUCAGUCUGAGACGUCCUCGAGCCAUGGUGGCGUGACAGCUCCAGGACCGGUCUCUGUUGCGCAGCUCCCUAAACUCAAAAGACAACGUCGCCAACUCCAUGUUCUUCUGUGUGUAGAAGAAGCAUCUCUCUAAACUCUAAUGUGCAGCAGCAGUCUGUUUUUUCCCCAACUUGGCUCUCUUUAGGUGUAGUAAUCGGCUUUUAUCCUAGGAUCUCUCGGUUUCUUUUGAAGUGGUUAAGGCAACUAAACAAUAGAUAUGGUAUGUAUUUUGUGACUCUAUUCGCCAGUCUUGUUGCCUGUAGGGGGGGGGGGCUUGAAAUAUACUUUGCCCGUUGACUCUUAAGUGGUUUUUAAUCUGGGAUGACUUAUUUUGUGUAUCUCUAAGCUUAAUUUAGAGACAAAAGUGAAUAUAACCCCAAAGGAGGUAUCAAGAAUCAAAGA
This is a messenger RNA of Brassica napus (rape), 2344 nucleotides long. Its product is annotated as protein argonaute 4-like. Gene Ontology annotation, molecular function: protein binding; nucleic acid binding. Gene Ontology annotation, cellular component: cytoplasm. Gene Ontology annotation, biological process: regulatory ncRNA-mediated post-transcriptional gene silencing. The record is from RefSeq and is a predicted model, not a curated record. The transcript has 12 exons. NCBI's taxonomy places the organism in Eukaryota, Viridiplantae, Streptophyta, Magnoliopsida, Brassicales, Brassicaceae. Bases 693 to 2036 code for a protein of 447 amino acids.